AUGACACCUUUGAGCGCUGCUGCAUCGAUCCGCCGUUCCCCUUCCAUGGAAAGUCUCAACAGCGGCAUGUUUUCGUUUUCCGAUUUUGACAUGAACAACCGAGCGUCGAUUGAUAUUGCCAUGGCGUUGAUUGCCACUCCUGGACGUGUGUACCGUAGUAAUGACGACGAGGACUUGCAUGUGGUAAGUGACAGUAGUGAUGGAGAAAGUGACGAUGUUUCCAUUGCUCUCAUGUCGCUCGGUGCCAUUUCUUUUCCUGUGGAAACGCAAGAAGACGGCUUUGGCCUUGUGGUGGACGACAAUGGCGAAGACGUGGAUGAGUACGCCAUGAACCACAACAAUCAGCCGGCGAGCGACGAGCAGGAGAUUCCAGUGGUGGAUUUUGUGCCGGACACAUUCGAACAGGCUGCGGAGGAAGAAGAAAAGCCCUUUGGGAAUGUUUGCCCUGAUCUCUCGUGGAACAAGCUCACCGUCAAGAAUCUCAAGGAAGAACUCAAGCUGCGUGGAUUGAAGGUGUCAGGACGCAAGGCAGAAUUGGUAGCUCGAUUGGAAGCUUCCGACAUUGAGUUGGGAUUCGCUUAUGAAGAAGAUGACGAUGAUUCUUGGGCGUCGACCAAGGACGGCAACAAGGCGAACAAGUGCACACCGACUGCCAAUGCCAACAACAACAACCAGACGAGCAUCAACACCAACAAUCAGCAAGUGGACGACGCAGUUUCCUCUGCCAGCAGUGACAGCGGUGAUGGAGAAGAGACGUACGAUGUCGAACCCGCUCAUUCAUUCCUGCAAGUGUUUGACGAUCGUGUGGAAGCCUACACCAUUCCAAAGUUCGUGGAGAAUGCCGUUGCAGCAAAGGUGAGUGACAAGGACUGGCAGCCACUCUCCAAUGAAGAACGCGAAAUCUUUCGAUUGGGACCCCUCGGUGGAAUUGUUGUCUUGCCACCACAUCAAACGCAAAAGAAGAACGACGAUGUCAUUCCUCGCAUCAUGUUCUACUUGCAAUGCUGUCAGUCAAAUGGCAACUUGUUCCGUGCCUGGUGCCGCGUCGUCAAUGAAUGCCAAAUGGAACACCGUCGUCUCUCUCAAAAGGCCGACUUGCAGGCAAUGAUCAUUCAAGGAUUCAUCCAGGUGACGGAUGAAAAGACGUUCCUUUCGGUCUACCAAAACGCCAUGGCACUGCCAAAGAAGCACUAA
Seminavis robusta is the source of this 1194-nucleotide messenger RNA. The record is from the annotation of a GenBank genome assembly. NCBI's taxonomy places the organism in Eukaryota, Bacillariophyta, Bacillariophyceae, Naviculales, Naviculaceae.